Molecule: messenger RNA, 1449 nt
Organism: Trichosporon asahii var. asahii CBS 2479
Lineage: Eukaryota; Fungi; Basidiomycota; Tremellomycetes; Trichosporonales; Trichosporonaceae
Exons: 1
Coding region: 1-1449 (482 amino acids)
Biological process (GO): GPI anchor biosynthetic process
Cellular component (GO): mannosyltransferase complex; endoplasmic reticulum membrane
Molecular function (GO): alpha-1,6-mannosyltransferase activity; GPI mannosyltransferase activity
Source: RefSeq, a predicted model, not a curated record
AUGACGCGCACAUUUGCUGCGCCGACGGCGACACCCGGAUCGCCCAAGUCUCGCCACAGGUCGACGGACGAGUACCUCCUGACGGCAGUCACGGCGACGAGCUACAUCGGCACGCUGCUCGCCCUCAAUGCGCUCUCCUACCUGCCCCGAUUCGACACAUCCGGCUCCGUCUUUGGGCGCUGGGACUCCGUCCACUUCUUCUCAGUCGCGAGGAACGGGUACGAGUACGAGCAGCAAGUUGCAUUCCAGCCUGGCUGGCAUGCACUCCUUCACUCUGGCGCAAAUGCGGUCGGCUCCAUCCGUCAAUGGCUCGGCAUCGAUCCUCCCCUGAUCAGCAAGGCAGGCGGUGGGCGCGGACUCUGGGUCGAGGGCGUCACGAGCACACCGGACGACAUCGAGAUUGCCGCCAUCGCCAUCAACCUCAUUGCACGGAUUGCAGCGAGCCUGGCGCUGUAUCGACUCACAUGCCGGCUGUUCAACCGCAAGACGGCCGUCGCCGCCGGUCUGCUCUACGCGUACCCGCCCUCGCCCGCUGCGAUGCUGACGUACACGGAACCGGCGUUCGCGGCGGCGUACUUUGCCGGACUGCUCGCGUGCUCGAAGAGGAGAUGGCUGGGUGCGGCAUUGUGUUUCGCAGCUGCGACCUCCCUCCGUGCUACCGGCGUGUUCUCCGCCGCUGUGCUGGCGUGGGCGCUCGUCUUUGCGCCCCGCCGUCCGGCUUCGCCAGACGUCAAGCGUUCGAUUCCCUUCACGUCGUAUGUUUGCGCCGCGCUCCGCGACCCCGGUCGCACCCUCAUCCGCGCCGUUAUCGCCGUGACCCUCGCUGGGAUCGUGGCCGCCCCGUUCAUCGUCUUCAAUGGGUACAUCUGGAAGAUUGCCUGCCCCGGGCGCGAGUGGUGCAGCAAAAGCCUCCCACUGGCCUACACCGCCGUGCAGAAGAUAUACUGGGACAUUGGCCUGUUCCACUACUGGACGCCGGAGCAGAUCCCCAACCUCAUCAUCGCGCUUCCCGUUCUGAUCCCGACACUGGCGGGCAUUUGGGCGUACUUCUCGGGCAAGACACUCAGCUUGCACUCGGAGGCGGCGCACCGGGCCGACUCGCUCGCGUCCAUCCAGGCUUCCACGACGUACGCGAUCUCGUCGGCGCACAACGUCCGCGCCUCAGCGGAGGUGAAGGAGGUGAAGGGAGACGUGCAGGAUGAGACGACGGGAGACGAGGUCGCAAGAGGACCCCUCCUCGAUGCCGUGUACGCGCUCAGCCUCUUCCUCGCCCUGACACUCUUGUUCACGAGCCACACGCAGAUUGCCCUCCGUCUCGCGGUUACUGACCCGACGCUGUGGUGGACCCUGGCUGCUAAUGCGGGUAUGCGCAAGGCGUGGAUCUGGUGGUGCUUCCUCUGGGCUGCGGUGGGACUCGCGCUCUGGAGCGGGCACUAUCCUCCUGCGUAA